CAGAGGCCAGAGCCACUGACAAACUCCUCCUGGUUUAAUGCCUCCAAACAGGCUACUGCUUCCUAAAAUGAGACUCUGGGGAGUUCUGCCAUUCCUGGUCCCCUUCGUCCUCCUGUGGAGCAUCCAGGAACCUGAGCUGGCAGACGGGUUCUUUAUCAGAACAUGUCCAAAGUAUAAUAAAAUAAAGUGUGACUUUGAAGAAAGAGGCCAGUGUUUACGACACCAAGAGUGUCCAGGGGAGAAAAGGUGCUGCCUGUUCGCCUGUGGGAAGAAAUGCCUGGACCUCAGCGAAGAUGUAUGCAGCCUGCCCCAGGAUGCUGGUCCCUGCUUGGCCUACCUUCCACGCUGGUGGUAUAACCAAGACACCAGGCUUUGUACCGAAUUCAUCUAUGGUGGUUGCCAAGGGAACCCUAACAACUUCGAAUCUAAAGCUGUCUGUACAUCCAUUUGCAUAAACAAACGCUGUAAGGUUCACAGCUGUUCACAGUCCUCUGCAUGCAAGAUCACAAUUGUGAGUCAGGAUAAAAAUAUCUAUCACAAAAUGCUAAAGAACAGAACAAGGGAAGAAGUCGUAGCCUUAAAACUGACAGGCUCAUUUGAAAAGUAUUUAGAAACAUGGGAGAAAGAGAACUGGUCCCAGGGCAUGAAAGCAGGAGAGUCACGCUCACCCCUCAUCAGCCGCAGUACUUGGGAGAGUGGGCUCCGAACAUCACCCAGCACAGUAGAGCUGGCCGUGGCUGUGGGAGUUGUGGAUUUGUCUCUCCGCACUGAGUCACCGGUGUGGGGACCAGGGGGAUUUAAGAGUGUGCUGUUCCAGUAUAUUCACACACAUAAAGGAGAGGUGAAGGGCAAGAAGAUGGAGCUACAGAGAUGGUGGAGUGGGGAAGAGCCCUUGCCAAGCAAGCGGGAGGACUGA
Messenger RNA from Mus caroli (Ryukyu mouse), 916 nucleotides. RefSeq lists its product as uncharacterized. NCBI's taxonomy places the organism in Eukaryota, Metazoa, Chordata, Mammalia, Rodentia, Muridae. Gene Ontology annotation, biological process: negative regulation of peptidase activity. The record is from RefSeq and is a predicted model, not a curated record. Gene Ontology annotation, molecular function: serine-type endopeptidase inhibitor activity. Gene Ontology annotation, cellular component: extracellular region.